Messenger RNA from Mya arenaria, 3500 nucleotides. Its product is annotated as phospholipase A-2-activating protein-like. Lineage: Eukaryota; Metazoa; Mollusca; Bivalvia; Myida; Myidae. The record is from RefSeq and is a predicted model, not a curated record. Gene Ontology annotation, biological process: ubiquitin recycling; proteasome-mediated ubiquitin-dependent protein catabolic process. The transcript is spliced from 12 exons. Gene Ontology annotation, cellular component: cytoplasm; nucleus. The coding region runs from base 37 to 2469 and encodes 810 amino acids. Gene Ontology annotation, molecular function: ubiquitin binding.
CGUAUUCGCGACCGGCAUUUACUGCAUUCCAGAAAAAUGGCCGCACCAUAUCAACUUCGCUGUCAAAUAUUUGGUCAUUCUAAAGAUGUCAGAGCAGUGACUCCGGCUAUUAUUCCUGAAAAUGCUGUUGUUUCUGGGUCAAGAGAUGCCACUGCUCGAGUUUGGGUUGAAGAGGAGGAUGGUAAAGGCUAUCGUGAGGGUCACUUUAUGAGUGGACACAAGAACUUCGUAAGCAGUGUCUGUUGUAUGCCUCCUGAUGAUAAAUAUCCCCAUGGCCUCAUCUUUACGGGCAGCAAUGAUAACACCAUCCUGGCCUUUACACUGGACUCGCCACAACAUAUCUUCCAGUUGGCAGGACAUUCUGGCACUGUGUGUUCCAUGGCGGCUGGCAAGUUUGGUACCCUACUAAGUGGCUCCUGGGAUAAAACCGCUAAGGUCUGGCUCCACCAAAAAUGCGUCAUGACACUGGAAGGCCACCAGUCUGCUGUGUGGGCGGUGGCUAUAAUGCCUGAGCAAGGCGUGAUGUUGACGGGAUCUGCGGACAAAACCAUCAAAGUGUGGAAGGCCGGCAAGUGUGAGAAUACCAUUACAGGUCAUGAUGAUUGUGUUCGAGGUUUGGCGGUUACACAGGGCUGCGAGUUCCUGUCUUGUUCCAACGAUGCCACUGUCCGACGAUGGCUUGUAACGGGAGAGUGCAUCGCUGUGUAUUACGGGCAUGAGAACUUCGUGUACAGCCUAGCAGUGUUGCAGAAUGGGCAGGAUUUUGUAAGCAGUGGGGAGGACAGAACGGUGCGUGUGUGGAAGGACGGGGAAUGCCGACAGACCAUUAACCAUCCUUGCCUGUCCAUAUGGAGCCUCUGUGUAAUGGCUAACGGAGAUAUUGUGUCUGGUGCUAGUGAUGGAAUCCUGCGAGUGUUCACCUGCGAUCCCGCCAGGUUUGCCUCAACAGAGGAGCUUAAGACGUACGAUGAGCAGAUAGCCCAGUCUCAGGUCCCCCAGGAUAUACGACCCGAGGAGCUACCAGGACUAGAGGCUCUCACCAAGCCUGGUGCAAAGGAAGGUCAGACUAAGAUGGUUCGCAAUGCGGAGGGUAAGGUCGAGCUUUAUGGAUGGGAGAGUGGAAUCCAGCAGUGGAAGAAGGUCGGAGAUGUUGUGGGAUCAUCUGGUGGAACUACGGCUUCGUCCGGCAAGACGCUUUAUGAGGGAAAGGAGUAUGACUAUGUGUUCAGCGUGGAUAUUGAGGAGGGGAAACCACCGCUAAAGCUGCCAUACAACCUAACUGAGGAUCCAUGGUUCGCGGCCCAGAUGUUCAUAGAGAAAAACAACCUCAGCCAGGCCUUCCUUGACCAAGUGGCAAACUUCAUCACUGAAAACACUAAAGGGGCUACUUUGACCCAGGGCUCUGGAGCUAGUUACGCAGAUCCUUUCACUGGUGGGAACCGAUAUGUUCCUGGCUCCAGUAGCUCCACGUCAACUGAAGGGGCCGAUCCAUUCACAGGAGGCGGGAGGUAUAUCCCUGGGGGUAGUUCUGCCCCAAGUGCUGGAGGUGGGGGAGGCGGGGCAGACCCAUUCACAGGCGGGGGGAGAUAUGUUCCAUCCUACAAUGGCGAACAGACUGGAACUGGAGGUGGAGGAGGUGGUGAUGUAUUUGUUGGAGCUUAUACAACAGGCACUGUCAACCCCAACCUGUCUAAGAGAAACGAGUUUUUCCCUAAAGAAACAACGCUCACAUUUGAUGCUGCCAACCCUGCUCAGAUUAUGGGGAAACUGCGGGAGUUCAACGGGACAGUUGAGGCUGGGUUGAAGGUAGAUGACAAACUCAUUGAAGGUCUUGAGGGGCUGCUUCACCGUGACCUUCCCUCAGAGGACAACCUCAAUACUCUACGGGCUCUUCUACUCUGGCCUAACAACUGUGUAUUUCCGGCCCUGGAUGUUCUGCGAAUCACCAUCAAGACGCAGGAGGUGAACGUGGCCUUUUGCGUGAAAGAUGACAUUCUCGCUGCCAUGAUGAAGUUCUGGACACCCGAAAACAGCGUGCCCAACCAGGUCCUCAGUCUCAAGGUCGUCUGUAACAUGUUUGCGCAGCCCCAGGGGUUUAAACUGUGCAUGGACAACCGCGAGAAGAUAGUCAACUCCGCGAUCGUUAUUAAAGAUUCUAAGAACAAGAAUGUUCAUAUCGGCCUUGGGACAUUAAUUCUGAAUUUCUCUGUUGCUUUGUUUGGCUCGCUGGAUUUGGAAGGAAAAAAGAAGACUUUACAAGCAGCAUCAGAGUGUUUGAAAUCCAAGCCAGAUCCUGAAGCAGCAUUUAGAUUAUUCAUCGCCAUGGGAACACUAAUUCAUAAGGAUGAAAAUAUACAAAAGCUGGCUAAAAGCCUCGGAAUCGCAAAUAUGCUCGGAGAUUAUCUUAGAGUAUCUGAGCCUGCAAAGAUCUCAUCUUGUGCAAAUUUUAUGCAGGAUCUCUUACGAUGAAUUGAAAACUCAUCAAAUAUGACUUGAAGGUGGAUUGUAUGUAUGCAAUUAAACUGCUAAGACAUUGGUACAUGCAUAUUGGCAUGUCAAGUUCACUUUUCAUCUAGCUAACGUUAUUUGAAUUCUUUGUUCAGCAUUUGUUUUCAUCGUUAUUGAGUUCAAUAUGUGUUAAAGCUACACUCUCACAGAUGGACUGUUUAGACAACCUUUUUAUGUUUUGUUUUGAAAUGAGCAAACUUUUGUGUAAAUGUCUGGAAACCAGUGAUUUAAAGUAAAUGUCAAAAGGUCGCAGUUUUUAAUAUUUAUGUUCAAAAAUGGGUGUUUUAUGGCUAAAAGCGUUACUAACAAAUGCUUUCAAAAAAAAUGGAAUUUUGGGCAGUUUUCCAAGCAAUUGAGAUCUGUUGUAUUGUGAGCUAUCUCAUUUGACCAAAUUGAAGGCAUUGAUGACAAAUUGAGCUGAUUCUGAGACCAAAAAAUAAAAAAAGUUGUCUAAAGUUGUCUAAUUGGUCAAUCUGUGCGAGUGCAGAUUCAAAUGGAAGAAAAUGUGAUUGAUGUGAUUUAAAAUUGAAGUUGAAUCAUUUGAGAAUACACUCGUUCACCAUUUCUUAUAAAAAAAACUAAUCUGCGUUCUCUAAGUUGUCUGCAUCGAGCAAUGCAUAUCUUGAUUUCCUUAAGUAUUAUCUGUCGUGCUCUGCUUCAUGAAAAAUUUCUAAUUUACAUGUAUAAAAGAUUUAUAGUUUACUUACCAGUUCUUCACUUAUUUAUAUGUUCACAAAGCUUACUUACUUAAAGCUCUCGUAUGAAUCAGAAAUAACAGAAAACCUCUCAGACGACAUGGAAAUAACAGAGAAAGCUUUUAGACAACAAGCUUCCAGACAAUAUAGAAGGAACAGAAAUAGUUUACCUCAAAGACAAAAAUAACAGAAAAAUUUGCAGACAGCUGAUAUUUGGUUCUGUGAAGUUUUUUAGCAUGUAGUAACUUAGUUUUGUAUGAAAUAAAAUUGAAACUAACAUUAAACCAGUAAAUUAUU